Sporothrix schenckii 1099-18 is the source of this 2388-nucleotide messenger RNA. RefSeq lists its product as uncharacterized. The record is from RefSeq and is a predicted model, not a curated record. Lineage: Eukaryota; Fungi; Ascomycota; Sordariomycetes; Ophiostomatales; Ophiostomataceae. The coding region runs from base 1 to 2388 and encodes 795 amino acids. The transcript has a single exon.
AUGGCAGCACAGUGGUUGCCGCAGCUGCGCAAGCUGCUGCCGCUCGACGAUGCCGAGCUCACUCAGAUCAUCGACUACACGGCCAAGCUGCCCGCCGACAAGGACGAGGAAGCCGCCAAUCAUCUGCAAGGCCUGCUGGGCGACUCGCCCGAGGCAACCGCGUUUGUCGCCGACUUUGUCGAGCACCGCGGCGAGGUGGCGGCCAGACUGUCGCCGGCGCCGCCGCAGACACACAGCAGCGCGGGUCCGCCGACAUACUCGCCUCCGGCAGGGCCACCGCCGGGACACGCAGCGAAAGGUGCCGACGGGCAUGGCCCCAGCGGUCCCGGUCCCAACGGUGCAACCAGCGGCGGCGCACCUCUGGCUGGCGCCGACUCCGACAACGCGCCGCCGCCGCCGCCGUCCUACCAUGCACGAGCCCCUGUCUCGAUACCUGUGUCUGGCAAUCUCUUUGGCUUCGCCAACCGCCACACCAACGCCCUCAUCGAAGCCAGCAAUGUUCGCGCGCGCGACGAGCAGGAGAUGCAGAACACCCUCCAAAACGUGCAGUUUGAGCACCGCAUCUACAACCCGGAAAUCGAGCCCGAGCACGAGUCCGACUACUACUGCAACUGCUCGAUCCACCAGUACUACCGCCGCAAAAUACAGCGGCUGCCCGUGCAGCGCCUGUGGUGCAACGCUGUCAUGUACCCGGGCGAGAAAUUCUACUCGACCGUGUCCAACACGACGGUGCUCUUUGGCCAGAACCCGUACAUGCUGGGGUGCGGCUCGCCCUUUGGCUACGGCUCGUUGCGCAACUACAACAGCCUCUCCGCGUGGGGCCCGCCGCGGCCGUCGGCGUAUGCACACAUGGCGUGGACGCAGAGCGUCAUCCGCCUGUCCAACGAUAUCAACCGAAGCGCGCAGGCCUGGGUCGACAGCCAAGAACCCAAGCAGAGCAUCUGGGACGUCGUGCCCAGCAUGGCACAGCUGACCAUCGACGCCCAAGACGACAAGGCGGAUGCCAAAGGCGACAGCAGCACCGAACGCGAGAAGCCGCGUGUGAACCCAGGCGCCGCGCCUGCCAAGAAGAGCAAGUUUGCCGGCUUUAAAAAGAGCUUGGGCAUCAAGUCGUCCGAGGAAAAGGCGGUCGAGUACGCGUCCUCGCUGCGCGCCUCGAUCCUCGCCGAAGAGGCCGGCCGCUGGCCCAACAGCGAGGACCGGAAACUGGUGGCCAACUACCAAGACAAGGUGGGCAUGACCCGCCACAUCGCCGACCUGCGCGCGCGCAAGCCUAUCCAGUAUCUCCACCUGCUGCGCGCCGGCUACUUUGAGCCCAUCCCCGUCGCGUGGGCCACCCAGACGUCCAACCCGCUCAAGUUUUCCGUCGAGGCCAGCGAGGGCUGGCGCGGCAUCACGCCCGCGUGGCGUGGCUACGAGGACCUGGCCGAGGAGCGGCUGUACUGGGUGCUCAACCACCGCGAGGGCAGCGUCGGCAUGCGCAUGAAGCCCGACUUUAUCUCGGAGAUGAACAUGGCCCAGCAGCGCAUGGCCAACGCCGUCGAGCCGCCGCCCAUGUACUUCUCGCCCGACGACACCUGCAUGCGCCUGCACACGACGACGACGGGCGCCGGCCAGGGCUACUCGAAACAGGUCAUGCCCGCGCCGUUCCGCGCGUUCGACAAGCCCGAGACGCCCAGCGACGACUCCAUGAUCCUGCUCGACGUGUCGGGCUCCAUGGACUUUGACCCCGUGCGCCCCGUCUACGACCGCUACCUGAUCACCGGCUACGCGCGCUCGACGCAGCCCAAGAACAAGGACGUCGCCAAGUCCAUUGUCCGGCGCUUCACCGACGCCCUCGCGCACCACGACCACCAGACGCUGGGCUACGAUCUCGUGACCUUUGCCAACCAGGCCACCUACAUCGGCGCCAUCCACCACCGCAACUUUGACGCCAUGUGGCGCAGCGUGCGCGUCGGCGGCGGCACGCGCGUCAUGACGGGCUGGCAAAAGGUCAAGGACAUGCACUUCCAAAAGCACCGCGCGUCGGCCGUCGCGCACCCCGUGUACGGCUGGCAGGCCGGGCCCGACACGCCCAUGCUGCGCCUGCUGCUCUUCCUGGACGGCGAGGCCACCGACAUGGACGAAUUUGAGCUCGACCUGCUGGGCCUCUCGUGGGCGCACGUCACCAUUUUCCUCAUUGGCGUCGACAACUGCCCGCACCACCACCGCCACGCCAACGAGCUGCAGCGCAUCAGCGACGUCAACCACCACGUCUCCUUUGUCGACGCGCAGGGCAACUGCCCCGAGCGCUUUGUGACGCACGAGCUGCUGAAGCGGCACCUCGGCUACGACAUGUCGCUGCAGGAGUUUGAGGCGAUGGAGCAGCCGCCGGCGUAUGCAGCGUAG